UCAGUUGAUUCAGUAUAUCACUAGAAACCGAGAGCACAACAAUGUUGAUUUUUAUAACGGUUUUAAUGCUCAAUGUGUGGGCUAUAUCGGCAGAUGAUGUACUUUCACCAAACAUAAACAUCAUUGAAGACCAGGGGAAAAUAAAGAGCAUUGAAACAAUAAUGGAUUCUCUGGAGACUGAAAUGGAGCAACUAAGAACAGAAAACAAAGAACUGACCGCCACCGUUACAGAGCAGAAAGGAAACAUCGGAGAACUGAGGGAUGAGAUGAACAAGAAAAAUGAAGAAAUUUCAAAUCUUUCAAGUCAAGUGGAGGAGUUGAGAAAGGAAAAUAGAGGCAGAGAAAUAGCUUUUUCAGCGUCACUGGUGGAAUCUGGCGAUAAAUAUAUUGGUCCUUUUAGCACUCACUUCACAAUAACCUACAAGAACGUCUUCACAAACACAGGGAACGCCUACAACCCAGUUACAGGUGUUUUCACAGCCCCACUGAAAGGAGCAUACAUGUUCAGAGUCUCUGUGAUUCUGUGAUUGUAGACAAUGCAGCGUGUGAACAGGACUUUAAUUUUGGAAUGACGACGUGACGUCAUAAGACUGCGCCGCGAUCCUGCAUCUGCUGUGAUUCUGCUGAAGAACGAUUUUUUUUUUUAAUUUAAGCUAUUUUAAUCGAUAGAAACAGUUCAGUGAUUUAUAGUUGUGUGGGGCUUUUUUUUAAAGCGACAUUAAAUUAGUUUAUCCUGCUAUUUAAUGUAACAUUGUAAGUUUUUAUCACAAACACGAGUUCAGUCUCUGGCGAAUAAUGGAGAAACUGAACUUUUCAACUCCGAGUCAAUUGAAUCAAACACUUUGAGAAAUGAUUCAGUGAAUCACGACACGUGCUGCUCAAACAGUGAACAUGAACGAGAACAACAAACACUAACGAACUAAACAUGUUUUCAUCAAAGUGUAAUACUAGAUGUAAAUCAUAAAUGUCUAAAUAUUAAGUGUUUAUUUUUAAGCAGUGUUAGUUUUUUUUUCUUUUCUAACCAGGUUUGAAGACCAUUAUUAUUCUGUUAAUUAUUCUCUUCUUACAGAUGGUGUUUAUUAAAGAAGAGACUGAAGACAUGAAGAUGUCGUUUAUUAAAGAGGAAAGUAAAGAUAUGAAGAUAAUUAUUAAAGAGGAGACUGAAGACAUGAAGAUGCAGUUUAAUAAAGAGGAGUUUGAAGAAAUAAAGAUUGAAGAAACAUUCAGAGUGAAACAUGAAGAAACUGAGGAACAAACAGACCUAAUGGCACUGAGAGAGGCGAGUCAUGAACUUAAUGAAAGGGAAGAAGAGAAAGAACAUUAUGAUAAACAUGAUUUCAUGAUUGGAGAAAGAGCGACACAGGCUAAAAAGACUUCCCCACGAAAAAGAGCUCAAAAAAACAGAAACUAAAAGAUAUUUUGCCUGCCAACAGUGUGGAAAGAGUUUUGAUCAACAUGGAAACCUUACAGUCCAUAUGAGAAUUCAUACGGGAGAAAGGCCUUACACCUGCCAACAAUGUGGAAAGAGUUUCACAAAUAAAGGAAACCUUAAAGUCCACAUGAGAAUUCACACUGGAGAGAGCCUUUUCACCUGUCAGCAGUGUGGACAGAAUUUUAGUCAAAAAGGAAACCUUAAAGCCCACAUGAUAACUCACACUGGAGAAAAGCCUUACACCUGCAGUCUGUGUGGGAAUGGCUUCAAACGAGAACAAAACCUUAGGGAACACAUGAAUAUUCACACUGGAGAAAGGCCAUUUACCUGUGAUCAGUGUGGAAUGGGUUUCAGAUUUCAAAGUAACCUAAGGGUCCACUUGAGGAUUCACUCGAAACAAAACUCUUUUAGAAGUCGUCACUGUGGAAAGAGCAGAGGUGUAAAGAGUACCUGAAAACAAUACUUGAGUAAAAGUACAGAUACCUUACAAUGAAAAUUACACCAUUACAAGUUACAAGUAAAACUGCCAAGCAGCAGUGACUAAAAGUGAUGUUUGGCUUAGGAAAACUGACAUAUACUGCCUUUAAUCAAAUAUUAUUCAAAAUGUCUUAAAGAUUUUGUAAGCAUAUUGCGUAAUUGUGAUAAUAGUAAAACAAAUUGUGUGACAUCAUUUUUGGGCAGGAUUAUCAACUCCCUGUCAUCAUUUAACUCCAAUACAGUUUAUUUUCAUUGAAAAGUGUGUCUCAUCUCUGCUGCUAUCUUGUUACUCCUAACUACAACAUGAAUUCCAGAAAACUUGGGACAUUUUUUAAAAAAUGUGAAUAAAGUGAAUUAUAAAAGAC
Messenger RNA from Megalobrama amblycephala (Wuchang bream), 2274 nucleotides. RefSeq names its product putative protein tag-278. NCBI's taxonomy places the organism in Eukaryota, Metazoa, Chordata, Actinopteri, Cypriniformes, Xenocyprididae. Gene Ontology annotation, molecular function: protein binding. The transcript is spliced from 6 exons. The record is from RefSeq and is a predicted model, not a curated record. Bases 42 to 527 code for a protein of 161 amino acids.